This is a messenger RNA of Peromyscus californicus insignis, 9495 nucleotides long. It is a transcript of the gene Slamf8, whose product is annotated as SLAM family member 8. The transcript is spliced from 5 exons. The record is from RefSeq and is a predicted model, not a curated record. Gene Ontology annotation, molecular function: signaling receptor activity. Bases 848 to 1768 code for a protein of 306 amino acids. Gene Ontology annotation, biological process: regulation of B cell differentiation; leukocyte chemotaxis involved in inflammatory response. Lineage: Eukaryota; Metazoa; Chordata; Mammalia; Rodentia; Cricetidae.
UCUCUAACAGUUAUUUAUUAAAUAAUAAGCAUGUCCAGCAUAGAAACAAAUACAAGUGUUGCUGUUAAACAGCCUGCAGAAACUAUGAAGCUAUGACCAGCAACAUGUCAAGGGCAUAAGGAAGCAACAUGUAAGUGCACAUGGGUACAAAGGCUUGCCACUCUGUCUGUAGUCAGGAAGCCUUGAAGGACAGCCUGGCUGGGUACAGAGCUGGCCCGGAUCUGGGAGGAUAGAUGGAAGAGCAUCCCUGAUUGGGAAGCCGAUACGAUGUGUGCAAAUGUCAAAUGGGUGGUUCUAAAAAGAGGUGAUCGGGCUGAGAUGGCCCGAGAGGAAUGGGGAUAUGGGCAGUCAGCCUGGAGAAGUUGAGGAGCCUCACAUGCUAAGCUCAGUGUUUAGUCUUUAUCCGACGGGCAGCGGAAGGCUUUCAAAGAGUUUUCAGCAGAGGGGAAGUGAUGAUUGGAACUGCAGCUCAGAGAACUCUCUGUGGCAAUGAUGAUGAUUAGACACAGCCCUGGGCAGGGAUGGAUGCAGAGAGCCUGGUGACCAUCUGCAAGGAGCCCAUGAGCCAUGUGGGUGUGCUUGUCACCAUGCUUUGGCAAGCCAUGUGCACAGGAAAGAGGCUGACUUACAAGAAUCAGCUCCUGAAAGCCCAGCGAGGCCCAGCCGGGCCUGCAGCCAACUUCCGCCUUAUUCGGGAUGCUUUCACUUUCCAGACAUCUUGUUUUGAGUCAAGAUUCCUCCUUCUGAACAUGGGACUUUCCAGCAGGACCACAGCUCCUUCCGUGCACUCAUUUGGCCUAGGAUAUCCUGGUUUGUUGAGGGAAUCUUCCGAAGGAGGACGUCUGCCAUGUGGUCCCUCUGGGGUCUUCUUCUCUGCGAAGUACUCCUUCCCAUCGUGGUUAUCGGUGUCCAAGUGCUCAGCAAGGUGGGGGACUCCGUGUUGCUGGCGGCAGAGUGCCCUCCUGGCUUCCAAGUGCGCGAGGCCAUCUGGCGAUCUCUCUGGCCGUCAGAGGAGCUCCUGGCCACGUUUUUCCGGGGUUCCUUGGAGACUCUGUACCACUCCCGUUUCCUGGGCCGAGUCCAGCUACAUGGCAACCUCAGCCUGGAGCUUGGGCCCCUGAAAACUGGAGACAGCGGCAACUUCUCCGUGCUGAUGGUGGACACCGGGGGUCAAACCUGGACCCAGACCCUGCAUCUCAAGGUGUACGAUACGGUGCCCAAGCCCGUGGUUCGAGUGUUCACUGCUGCAACGGAAGAGGUUCAACCCCCCAACACCUGCCAGGUCUUCUUGUCCUGCUGGGCCCCCAACAUCAGUGACAUAACCUAUAGCUGGCGACGGGAGAGGCUGAUGGACGUUGACAUGGAACUGCACAGCCUUUUCUCAAAUGGACAGGUGUUAAGUGUCUCGCUGGGACUGGGCGACAAAGAUGUGGCCUAUACCUGCAUCGCUUCCAACCCUGUCAGCUGGGAUAUGGCCACAGUCACUCCCUGGGAGAGCUGCCAUCAUGAAGCAGCCUCUGGGAAGGCCUCCUACAAGGACGUGCUGCUGGUGGUAGUGCCAAUCUCAGUGUUCCUGAUUCUAGCUGGUCUCUUUGGGGCAUGGCACCAUGGCCCCUGCUCAAGUAGGAGUCUUGGAAAAGGAAAAGGAAGGAUGCUAGCACUGACAGGGUGGUUCCAGAGACGGAGAAUCCCCUCGUGUAAGAUACGCCAUGAAGGACACAUAAACUGGUGCUUGGAUCAUGAUGAGACGCCCUGCCCAGCCACAUGAUGCUCCACACCCGGAAACUUCCAGGGUCCUCAGAACUUCCACAAGUCUCCUGUCUGCCGCUAGAGAACAGCCAAGGAAGCCAUCACCCUCCGGGGGGCAAGGUGGACUAAGAGGGUGCUUCCUCAAGAGCACUGGACAUUCUCUAGGAUCCACAGAGACAUUGUCCUUCUAUACUACUGUAUAGAAGGAAUUAUUUAACUAUCAAGAGACUGCCUCCAGGCCAGGUCCUGGGCCUUAAGAGAUAUCAGACAUUUGAGCUAACCACUGCCAACUCCAACCCCAGCCCCUGGAAUCUGAGAUUCUUGUGUUCAAGAUGUUACCAUAAGGAAAGUUACAGAAUAAGGAAAGGUGGAGGGAAGGAAGGGCUUUUCUUUUCUGGCAUGAAGGACUUUGGGCAUCUGAGUUCAAGGCCCCUCAAAGGUCAAUUGAGGUUAUGGGUGACGAAGGAUAGCUGACAUGCCGCCAUCUUGGGUUGGAAGCCAUUUUUCUGGUAGCACCCUAUUAAUAGACAUCUUCAUCACCAUUAACUACUCUCAUGCCUUCUACAUGAUCUGGGGUAGUAUUUGGGGGUCUCUCUGUACAUUCUACACCAUUGCCAGAAAGGAAAAACAAACAAACAAACAAAAACAGAGAGUUUGACCCAGCCAACAGGGAAGCCUUGCACAAUAGCAAGAGAAGCCGCUAAGUUCAGGGUGAGUCUGUCCUCCUGAAACUGGGAGAAGGAAGAGCCAUGAACAGCUACAUGGGAGGAAAACUGUGGAGGGGAAGGAUACUGAGACACUUCAGGAUCGGCCACAUUCAUUUUCAGAUGCAAGUGUAGAAGACCCACCUAAGUUCAAGGGGAGAGCAAAGUCCCUACCACUCACCUGUAGGAUCGUCAAGGUCGCUUUGACACAGGCCGCCACUGUAGAGGAUACUGUUACAGCCAUCCUUGGAAAAUGUAUCCUGCCAUUGAAUGAUUCUGUCUUGAAAAAGUCUAGGCUGUCUAUUGCUGCUUGGGAAAACAAAGCACUUACUGAGUUAAAUCUGUCCUCGUGGAGGAGCAGCUACUAAGGUCCACGCUUAUUCUCAUCCAAAUGGAAUGGAUUUUAUCCUGGGGCCCCGCCCAGACCUUGAUAAUGGAGAGGAAGGAGGCACUGAGGAAGCAGAGAUAUGCUGUGGGAUGGUCUGUAUGUCAAAUGUGUUGCUGAUUGGUCAAUGAAUAAAUCACUGAUUGGCAGUGGCCAGGCAGGAAGUAUAGGCGGGACUAACAGAGAGGAAAAUUGAGAGAACAGGAAGCUGGGAGGGGAGACACUGCCAGCCGCCAUCAGGACAAGGAAGAUGUAAAGUACCGGUAAGCCACAAGCCACGUGGCAAGGUAUAGAUUAAUAGAAAUGGAUUAAUUUAAGCUGUAAGAACAGUUAGCAAGAAGCCUGCCAUGGCCAUACAGUUUGUAACCAAUAUAAGUCUCUGUGUUUACUUGAUCGGGUUUGAGUGGCUUGGGACUGGCGGGUGAGAGAGAUUUGUCCUGACUGUGGGCCAGGCAGGAAAACUCCAGCUACAAAUGGCGCCCAACGUGGGGCAAGAGUUUCCACCUAAAACCUGAAAAAAAAGAUUCUAAAACGGAGCUAAAAACAGCUUCCUAAUUGUCUCUCUCAAAUGAGCGGCAGCUGCCGGUUUGAGCUACUGGCGGGUUCCUAGCGUGUGCGCUCGACCUGCCCCCGUAUGGUGGGAAUGAGGCCUCUGCAAGUGGCAUAUUAAGCUGCAUUGUGGAUUUAGCCUUUGCUAGUACAAAACAAAAAAAAGAGGUUUCUGGGCUACACGCUGCUUGGAUAAAAGCAUAGACCCAUGAUGGCUCCCAGAGCUGGCGGUAAGCAUACUGCCGCCAUGUUGGGAAGCUGAGGUGGGCGGAGCCAGUAGCCACAGCUGCUGCAGCUUAAAGCAAUAGAUUCACAAUAAGACAGAUUCAGAUGUAAUAGUUUAAAAUGUAUGUAAAAUAUACGUAGGCUUAAAAGAGACAAAAAAAGGUGAUAUAUACAGUAUAGAAACAAAUACAUGGUUUUAAAAAAAAAUAAAGUCUUUAAAGAGACAGUAAAAUUAAUAUAAAAAAUAAGCCACGUAGAGAUGACUAUUACACAGAGAAUCUGGAUUGUGUUGUCUUUGGGAUUCUUAACUACAGAGAGAUAUUUGAUUGUAAAGGAAGCUGAGUUAAACCAGUAUGUAUAUUUUAAAGAUACUUUGACUUCAAAAUUUGGAUGUAAGGAUACGUUGCUUUGGAAAAGAGUCUCUUUUGUUUCCACAGAAAGCCAGAGGCUAUGGAUUUGCUCAAGAUUAAGACACAUCAGGUUUGACCAGCCAAGACCACCUGAAAGGUCUCUGAUGACACCAUGGCCCAGAUGAUCCAACAUCCAGAACCGUUUCAAGGCAACUGGCUCAGAUGAUACAGCCUCACGGACUACUCCAUGAUCCUAAAAUUUUCUUUGUUUCCCCAGAAGAUACAGCGCCCCCCUCCAGCAGGAAGUAGUAAGAGAAGCUACGCCCAAAUUCCCAAAUAUACCAAGCUGACUUUGGAGAUGUGUAAAGGUUAAAACCUUCCUUUUUAAGAAAAGAAAAGGGGAGGUGCUGUGGGAUGGUCUGUAUGUCAAAUGUGUUGCUGAUUGGUCAAUGAAUAAAUCACUGAUUGGCAGUGGCCAGGCAGGAAGUAUAGGCGGGACUAACAGAGAGGAAAAUUGAGAGAACAGGAAGCUGGGAGGGGAGACACUGCCAGCCGCCAUCAGGACAAGGAAGAUGUAAAGUACCGGUAAGCCACAAGCCACGUGGCAAGGUAUAGAUUAAUAGAAAUGGAUUAAUUUAAGCUGUAAGAACAGUUAGCAAGAAGCCUGCCACGGCCAUACAGUUUGUAACCAAUAUAAGUCUCUGUGUUUACUUGAUCAGGUUUGAGCGGCUUGGGACUGGCGGGUGAGAGAGAUUUGUCCUGACUGUGGGCCAGGCAGGAAAACUCCAGCUACAGAGAUAGUUUUGAGUGUGUUUCCUGGGUGGCUUCAGUCUCUCCACCCAGGAAGUCAGUCCUGCCCUGGCACCUUCCCUCUUCUCCUCACUGCCGAGACAGCCACUUUACCUGGGACAAAUAAUGGGCACCAUCCACUGGCUGGUGUGUUCACAUCACACACCUCCUGUCCACUUACCCUGGAUCCCCUCUCGCCGGCCUUUCUCAGAGGCUCCUGGCUUUAUCGAAUUCUUUCAUUCACCUGCACUCACUUUUCUUCUCUCCCCUUUCGUCCAACUUCCGCGUGUAGAGUGCACGUGCCCACACGGCCUGGCAGCUUGUGCUGCCCUCCCCUGCCACUUAUAGGCAUCUUCUCACCAACUCAUGGAAAACCAGCCUGUCUAUGAAACAACGUGAAAAGGGAAGCCCAGGCUCUAGUGAUGAGCCAUGGUGGUUCUGGGGUGAUAAAACACACACUGUCUGUCCCCCACUUUUCCUCCCUUUAUCUCCACAGCCUCACCUCAAAUCCAAGCACAGGUCUCGUCUUUUUAUCUACCUUGUGUAGACAGUGGAUUUGCAGGGAGUUGUACCAGGGCCUCUUGGGACAGGACAUGCUGCUCAAACAAACUGCUGCUCCCAUCCCCAGUGACUCACUUGUCAACUUAUUAUCCUUAUUAGACUUAUUAUCCUUCCUCUGGAAAACACAAAGUGCUUGUGGGAGACCAAUCUUAUUCUAAGAGACAUUGGGAAAGAUGCUUCAAAAGUUACACCAUCCCAAGUAUGAACUGAGCAUUCAGCAUAUGCUGAGAACUCUCUGAGGCCCUGAGGAAUCAGUUUCGGAUGAAGCAAAGCCUUUGCCUUUGUAGAAUCCAUGUUCAAUGGCAUAUAAAUAAAUUGAUAAGUAUAUGCUAGAUGCUGACGGGUUCCGUCUAAAAGAUAAGGCAGGCUGGCUUUGUGGUACAAGCUUAGAGACCUGGCUACUUGGAAAACUGAGGUAGGAGGAUGGUAAUUCAAGGCCCGCCUGGACUACAGAGUAAGUUCAAGGCUAGCCUGGCUGGUUUAGUCAGAAACUUGUCUCAAAACAAAGUGCAAAAAGAUGGGCUGGGGAAUAUAGCUCAGUGGGAGAGUGCUUCCUGGCAUGCAGGAGGCUCUGGGUUCAAUCUCCAGAGCCACAAAAAAAGGAAGGAAGGAAGGAAGGAAGGAAGGAAGGAAGGAAGGAAGGAAGGAAGGAAGGAAGGAAGGAAGGAGAGGACUCAUCGGAACUAGGAUGUCACCACGCACUGGCAGGUGAGUGCUGCCAGCACAGAACAGCAAAGCCCUCAAGUGGAAGCACAGUUCACAGCCAACAGAGACCAGGUGGCUGGAUCCAAACGAGGGAGAAAUAAGAGAAGGGAAAGGUCCAGAGAUAAGGCCUGGGGCCACCUCAUGGAGGUCUUCAGGGUCUAAAGAGCAAGGGCCUCUUUUCCUUGGAGUUUGGGAGGCAGAGGGGGCCCCAGUGAGUCAAGGUGUCAGUCUCUUUGGGGGAUGUAUCUAGUAUGUACAUGCUCAGACCAGCAUCCUCUCCAGACUGCCUUUCCUCUUCCUUGUUCUCUUCUUCUUUAUCUUCAGCGAUAGCAUUUGAGCCUAUUCUUUUGUAUGAAGGAUAAACGUGAGAUCUGCUGGGACCAAGAGGUCAAGUGACGGAAUAUUAGAAUUUAGCUGAGCAUGGUAGCUUACACCUGUAAUCCUAGCACUGGAAAGGCUGAAGCAGAAUUGCUGUGACUUUAAGGUCAGCCUAGACUAUCUGGUGAGUACCAAGGCAGCCUGGGCUACAGAGCGAGACGCUGUAUCCCAAAACUAAUAUGAGAGGAUGGGGGAGAGUGUAGCACAAGAACCAGUUCAAAGACAGUUUCAUUUCCUUCGUGCAGGUAUAAAUACUCAGUGCUUUAAAGAGGGAGGGGGAAGGGGGAGAAUGGCAUCCCCACCAAGUCUUUCUUCCAUGUGUAUGACACAGUACCUGUGUUAACCAGCUCUUGCUGAUCUCUCAGGGAAACAACUGUCCCUUUCAGGCUGGACCCAUCGGCUCCCUGUAGCCGUUCUGCAUGCAGCCUGAAACAAAAGUCUGUAAAACUCCAGAAUACAACCUCCCUAGGUCUGUGAAAGUGUCAGCUGCUGUCUCGCCUUUGGGGUAUGUGCUGGAGACAACCAAUUGUCAGGAGUGGCAGGCUGACCAUAUGAGUGGGGAUAUUCUACUGCACAGCUGGCCUGGCUCCCAUUCCAGGAGUCAUACUUUUAGGGAGAUACAAUAAACUUUGAGUAUCGAGAAGAGAAUGGCCAGCAUGGUGAGAAGUCUAGAUGUCCUUAUCCUAUGAGAAAUGACUAAAGAAACUGCUUGUGUUUGGUUUGAAACAAACAAAAACGAAAACCUCAGAUGGAUGCAGAUAUACAAAUAUAUGAAAAGCUUUAACAUAAGCCCAGACUGUGUAACCAGGGUCAGCGGAGCAUGUUACCAAGAUGCAGAUGUUGACCCAUGUGAAAAAUAGGAUAUCACAGUGAGGAGGCAGGCUUGUGGUUACUGGGUUCCACUUCUUAGGUGGAAAGCUGAAGCCAAAAAGAUGUAAUUAGUCAAGGCAAGAUAAAAAUUAGUUCUAAAACUGGUUCUCUAAAUCAGUUCAGCCCCUCACACUGCACUACAUCACCGGGAAAGAACUUUCCAACUGAUGAUGAAAUACAGUUAUGAAAUGAACUGUUUGAACAAAUCUGAGUCAGCAGAAACUGUCUCAGAGCAAGAUCUGUCUCAGAGCAAGAUCAUAGACUAGAGAUUGUUCAUAUUAGGAAGUUGUACCACGAGUGACAAACGCAUUGCAUGUAUAUACAAAUUUCUGUCUUCCAGGGCCAUGUCAGACCCAGCUAAUAGAUGCCAACACACUUUUCCCACUGAGUCUAGAUGCACUGUUGACAUUACCCCUACCAAUCAAAGAUGAUUGCUACGAUGAAAACUGUUUGCUAUUCCUACCCGCAACAAUCUAUAGCAUCCUCCAAUAGUGAGAACUCAUUACAAUUUAAGGAAAGAAUGAAUGAAUAAACAAUGAGACGGAAGAGGCCAGUGGAAGGGUUCUGCUAAGGAGCUGGAAAGCAGCCAUGCUUUGUGGAGGAAAAUUAAUCUAGCUUCUCUUUCUCUGCCAUUUUUCUCAGCGUGUUGCUUGGGGGAAAUAUCAGCACUGUAAGGAGAAAGUGAUGGGAAGUAGUUACACCAUUACCAAGAAACACAAACCAGCAAUCAUACAAACAAGUGAAUAAUACACACAGCCAUUGAAACCGUCAUGUUUUUAGAAUGUCUAAGAAUAAAAGAGAAACACUGGCAUUAGUCAAGAUUCUUCGGGUCUAUGCAAACGCAAAAACAGCAACAGGGAAAACAAACCUCUCUGGCCUUAACUAAAGCAAGUAAGGAAUUUAUCCUAAACUUGUGGGUCACUCAGAGAUCCCAAGAAAAUGCUGACCGACUUGGGGUCUCCAUGGAAUUAUUCCAUUAUACUUUCUGCAUCCCAGUUGCUCACUAAAGUUUCCAAAUCAGUGGAGUUAGAGCUACUUAGCUGGAGCCAAGGACUUUUCUUCUAUGACAACGGAAGAGUGGUAUGUGACAUCUUGUCAGAAGCAAUAGUUGGUCUAACAAAAUAAAGCUUUAAGGAAAAGCUUGAACAGGAAUCUGUAUAACAGGAAAUGAAUCCAUCUGCUCAUUCAAUAAGCUUUACAGAGCAUCUGCCACACAGCACCACAGCAGAGAUCUAUCAGUUACUAAAACACAUCGCAGCCCUGUCCUCCAAGGGCUCAAGACCUCGUUGUCAACAGCAGUACUGGGACAGACAUACAGCCCCCACAGUGGGUUCAAAGCUGUCUCCUGAUCUGUCUGACCUCUGUCCUCAGUAAGAGUCAGUCCAGUCCGCGGGAGAAAUGGCAAAUGGCAUGUAGAUGUAAUUCUGAAUGGUUUUAUUAAAGAAAUGCAGAGUUAAAAGCCCCAGAGGUCAGAGAGAAGUAGCCAAGAGCUGAGACCAAAACCGCCUUCUUACCACCCCGCUGCCGCUACCAUCCUUCCCCUGAGAAAGAGACCUACUUCCUGUGUGUCUGUCUUUUUAUUGACUUUCUGUUCUGCCUUCUCAUUGGUUGUAAACCCAACAACAUGACCUCCUUGUCACUGCCUGUCUAUACAGACCUCCAGGUCUCUAUGGUUGGUAUUGAGAUUAAAGGUAUGGGUCUCCAAGCUGGCUAUGAACACACAGACUCUGCCUGCCAUGUGAUCAGAUUAGGGGCGUGUGCUACCACUGCCAGACUUCUGCUAUGGCUUGCUAUUAGCUCUGACCCACCCCCCCCCCCCAGGCAACUUUAUUUAUUAACAUACAAAUAAAAUCACAUUUCAGCACAAAUAAAAUAUCACCGUAAUGGCAACUUUGCCUAGAACAGUUAGCAGGCAUGGAAGACUGGGUAGCGCUGUGAUUUCCUGGGCAGGUCUUCCCAAAGCGAAGGAUUCUGUUCAGCUGUGUUCCCAGAAUACCGGGAAAUCACAGGCUGAUGGGUGACCUUCAGCUUCCCCUCCAAGUGGGAGGAGAGUGGUGCUGGGGCCAGAGCCACACUUCCCGGGCAGGAUGGUCCUGGGACCUGGGACUCUUGGACUGAGACACUGUCACACUCUGUCUUGCCUUCAAGCCCACACACAGCCUUCCGGUUGCACUCUCUUACUAGGGUUACUCAGGGAUCUCCAUGGUCAGGUAAAGUCAGUAAAACUCAG